Molecule: messenger RNA, 3643 nt
Organism: Hippopotamus amphibius kiboko
Lineage: Eukaryota; Metazoa; Chordata; Mammalia; Artiodactyla; Hippopotamidae
Gene: ZDHHC2
Product: zinc finger DHHC-type palmitoyltransferase 2
Exons: 13
Coding region: 1-1101 (366 amino acids)
Biological process (GO): protein targeting to membrane; peptidyl-L-cysteine S-palmitoylation
Cellular component (GO): endoplasmic reticulum; Golgi apparatus
Molecular function (GO): protein-cysteine S-palmitoyltransferase activity
Source: RefSeq, a predicted model, not a curated record
AUGGCGCCCUCGGGCCCGGGCAGCGUCAGGCGGCGGUGCCGGCGGGUGCUGUACUGGAUCCCGGUGGUGUUCAUCACCCUCCUGCUCGGCUGGUCCUACUACGCCUACGCCAUCCAGCUGUGCCUCGUGUCCAUGGAAAACAUUGGAGAACAAGUUGUGUGCCUGAUUGCUUAUCAUCUACUUUUUGCAAUGUUUGUCUGGUCGUAUUGGAAAACUAUCUUCACAUUACCAAUGAAUCCUUCAAAAGAAUUCCAUCUCUCUUACGCAGAGAAAGAAUUGCUGGAGAGAGAGCCAAGAGGAGAAGCCCAUCAGGAAGUUCUUAGGCGAGCAGCCAAAGACCUUCCCAUCUACACCAGGACCAUGUCUGGAGCAAUCCGCUAUUGUGACAGAUGCCAACUUAUAAAACCAGAUCGCUGCCAUCACUGUUCCGUCUGUGAUAAAUGUAUUUUGAAGAUGGAUCAUCAUUGCCCGUGGGUGAACAAUUGUGUUGGAUUUUCAAAUUAUAAAUUUUUCCUCCUUUUCUUGGCUUAUUCUCUGCUGUACUGCCUUUUCAUUGCUGCUACAGAUUUACAGUAUUUUAUCAAAUUUUGGACCAAUGGCCUACCUGAUACUCAAGCCAAGUUCCAUAUUAUGUUUUUAUUCUUUGCUGCAGCUAUGUUUUCUGUCAGCUUGUCUUCUCUGUUUGGCUAUCAUUGUUGGCUAGUCAGCAAAAAUAAAUCUACAUUAGAGGCAUUUAGAAGUCCAGUAUUUCGACAUGGAACAGAUAAGAAUGGAUUCAGCUUGGGUUUCAGUAAAAAUAUGCGGCAGGUUUUCGGUGAUGAGAAGAAGUACUGGUUGCUACCCAUUUUUUCAAGUCUAGGUGACGGCUGCUGCUUUCCAACUUGCCUUGUUAACCAAGAUCCUGAACAACCAUCUACUCCUGCAGGAUUGCAUUCAUCAUCAAAAAAUCCUGAAAACCAUCAGUUUCCUGCAAAGCCAUUGAGAGAGUCCCAGAGCCACCUUCUGACUGAUUCUCAAUCCUGGACGGAGAACAGCACAAACCUGGGAAAAGGCAAAGCUGGUAUGAGCAAUCCUGCACUUACCAUGGAGAACGAGACUUAACUCUUCUAACAAAAGUUACUCAUACUUUAUAAAGUAAUCAAUGCUGUCGAUGGAUGGAAGAGGCUUCCCCCAGGAAGGCACCACUAGCCAGCUGUUCCCAUCCCCUUUGGCUGGAUGUGCAGAAUGGGAAUUGACUAGUUCUCUCCAAGCUGUUGCUUAAAACCUAACACAUUUUUACUCCAGUAUACAGAUUGUUUCAACUAACACUAAUUCCUCUUAAAUAUUAAAUGUAGUUACGGUUUAUGAAUCAAGGACAAAAAUAUCUUCUAUCAUAAAAACUUGGAAUAAAUUCAUGGGCCAGUUUUCACCCAGAUAUUUGAGUAGCACAACUUAUCACAUAAAAAGCCCAUUGAUCCCCUGAUUUUCUGAUUCAGAAAAUUGAGACUGUUAAGAUAUUGAGAUUUAAAAUAUUUCGUCACAUUAUCAUGAUAAGCUUUAUUCAUAAAACCUAUUAGUUACCUACGGGAAGGUGGAGGUAGCAGACGAGACUUGUUUACGCCCUCCCAUGUGAGUCUAGCCUCCGGCUGCGUGAACUGUAAAAACUAUGAAUUCAUUACGAAUUUCAAGUGGGCUGCGGUUGACGAUACCCAUCCAUUUUUUUUUUUUUUGGCCAGACUUUAAUGUAAGUCUAGCCUUUGUUCCCUGCUGGAAAGGAAGUAUGAUCAUUGAAGUGUAAGCUCAACUGGCUAGAAAAUCUUUGUCAGCAUUAAUACAUUUCUGUUAUAUCAGAAAUAUAUUUUUCAUCUCAAUUAUCUGAAAAUAGGGGAAAGUCUGUAAUUAUGAACAAUUAUGAAGAUUCGUUUAUGAUAUUGUUUUGCAGGUUUGGCUUUUAAAAGUCUGUUUUUAGGUUAUUUCCCCUAAUUGAACAUAGCAAACGUACUACAUUUUUGUUAAGAAUUCCUGAUGGGCCAAUAGAUUAAUCCUCCAUUGACAUCUAUAUUAUUUCUUUGUCCUCUCAUCAGAAGUAUGACAGGUAAACUACAUAGGUCCUGAAAUGCCUAUUAAGAUUAAAUUAUGCAAAUCAUCAAAAAAAUCAUAUACUUUUGGGAAUUUAGUUCAACAUGAACUAAAUGGUGUGCUGUUUGGAAACUGAGUUUAAGAUAAACUAAAGUGGUGUGUUUGUUGAUGCCAAAAUGUUCAGCUUCAGUAAAUAUACUAAGAAGCUCUUGUGCCUUGUAUGCACUAUUAAAAAGUCUUAUUCUUUUUUAAUUUGAUGGAGUGCAAGUUUUGUAAAUGUUAGCAAUUAGAAUAUGCUGUAUACAUUUUUUUGGUACUGAUUUUGAGAAUAUAAAGCAGAUUACCUUUUAAGACUACACAGCUAAGGAACUGGUGUUUAAUCAAAGAGAAAAUGGUAUUAGACUUUUCACAGUCUGAAUUAGACAACCUCAAAACCAAGUAGACUAGAAGACCAGAGGAAAAUGGAGUAACAGAUCUUUGCAAUUACUCAUCCUUGCUAAAAAUGAUGGUUUUAUAUUAAAUGACUUUAUGAAAGAACUAAUGUCAGCCCAGUCCAUUUUAUAAAUCAUUUGAGUGCAGUUCUUCAAGCAAUAGGAUGGUGGUCUUUUUCAGAUUUUUUUUUUUAAAGCUAAAGAUUUUGAUCUGACAAUCUACUUCAAGAAAACUCAGAAGAUACGAUAAUUCUUACUUUUAUCUUAAAGCAUUGUUUGGUCAUCAUUUUUCAUUACCUGAAGUGCCAGGUUGGAACCUCUAGCUACUGCUAGAAGUCUUAAGGGCAAGAGCAUCAUACAAUGCAUUACGAAUUAUAUGCAGCCAGAUUUUUUUCAAAGCACAGUACUAGGGCUGUUUUUACAGACAGGAUUCUGUUGGGUGUCCUCUCCUGUCAAACUAGAAACUAGGGGGAAAGUGGGAUUUUUAUUCUUUAGCUUGCUAGAAUACUGUUAAUUUCCCCCCUCCCUUUAGCUCUUUCAUGUAAUUAUUGAAAUACGUAAGUACACAUUAGAAUCAGAUAUAAAAACAUUUUUUAAAAUAAAGUUUUUUUUCAUUAAGUAAAAAUGAAAGUUCCCUUUUUGGUUUCAUACAAUGACUAAUCUUUACAGGGUUUUUUGUUUGGUUUUGUUUUUAAUUCUAGGGGCUUAUUAUUUUUGGAGAUAGUGGCAUAUCUCAUUAGACAUGCAGUGUGAAUUUUACCUGAGUGAACAGAGCAUCAAAUAGACCUACGGUUUGUAUAUAUUUAUAAAAGGUACCUUAAAAACACUUUAAACAUUUUACUUUAAAAAAUUUAAUUGCUUAACUCAAACUUGAAGACACUUGAAGUGUAAGUCCUGAUAGUCCAUUAAACGAUAAUUUUGAUUUUUCCUGUUUUUAGAGAUUAUAUCAUGUAGGUAUCAAUGUUUAAGAACUUUUUCAUUUAAAAAUGUUGUACAAAUGCAUCAUAUACAUUAGCUAUUUGCCAUUGUGCAGUGAGAGGUUUGUUUUUUCAAAGAUAAAGAAAAAUUGCAUCUGAAUACAGUGAUGAGACAUUCAAGUAAGUGCUUAUCUAUGAAUUCCCUCCUGUUAUACCAUAAUAAAGUCUGGUUGAUCA